Messenger RNA from Kogia breviceps (pygmy sperm whale), 2457 nucleotides. It is a transcript of the gene ZNF461, whose product is annotated as zinc finger protein 461. Gene Ontology annotation, molecular function: DNA-binding transcription factor activity, RNA polymerase II-specific; RNA polymerase II cis-regulatory region sequence-specific DNA binding. Gene Ontology annotation, biological process: regulation of DNA-templated transcription. Lineage: Eukaryota; Metazoa; Chordata; Mammalia; Artiodactyla; Physeteridae. The record is from RefSeq and is a predicted model, not a curated record.
UGAAUAGUCGGCCGCAGAGGCAGUUAAGGGCUUCCCCUUACGGGUAGAGUAGGCAGGGCUCGGUGGCGGCUUCGCCGGGAAGUCCAAUCAGAACUUGGACCAGAGCUCCUCCUGAGGAUGCUGAAGCAACACUUUCUUUGGACUGUGAAUUUCUUCUAAAGUGGAACUAAGAAGACAACUAAUAAAUACAUUGAAUUCUAAAAAAAAAGCCAUGGCCCAUGGGUUGGUGAUGUUCAAAGAUGUGGCUAUAGAUGUCUCUCAGGAGGAAUGGGAAUGCCUGAACCCUGCACAGAGGAAUUUGUACAAAGAUGUGAUGUUGGAGAACUAUAGCAACUUGGUUUCACUGGGACUUUCUAUUUCUAAGCCAGCUGUGAUCUCCUCAUUGGAGCAAGGGAAGGAGCCCUGGAUGGUUAUGAGGGAAGUGGUAGGAGAACAGUUCCCAGACUUGGUGUCCAAGUGUGAGUCCAAGAAGUUAUCUCCAAAAAGAAACAUUUAUGAGACAGAAUCAUCCCAAUGGGCUAUCAUGGAACCAUUUAAAAGCCAUAGUCCUGAGAAAUCCAUUUUCAGAGAUAUUUGGGCAUGCAAAAGUCAGUUUGAGAGACAACAGGGAAAACAGAAGGGCUAUUUCAGGCAGUUUAUUAUCAACCAUGAACACAUGCCCAUUUUUAGCCAACAUAUUUUCUUCACUCAGGAAUUUUAUAAUAGACAGAAUAUCUUUGAAUGUAAAGAAUGUAGAAAAAACUUCAGUUACCAUUUAUUCUUUAGUCAUCACAAAACUCAUUCUAAAGAAAAACUUUCUGAAUGUAAGGUAUGUGCAGAAAUUGUUGAUACAUCAUACCUUACUAAACAACAGAGAAUUCAAAAUAGUAACAAGUGCAGUGAAUGUAAGGAAUGUUGGAAGGCCUUUAUUCAUUGCUCACAACUUAAACAACAUUCGAGAAUUCAUAAAGGUGAAAAACACUAUGAAUGUAAAGAAUGUGGCAAGGCCUUUUAUUAUGGCUCAGAACUUAUUCUACAUCAGAGAAUUCACACUGGUGAGAAACCCAAUGAAUGUAAGGAAUGUGGGAAGGCCUUUAUGCAGCUAUCACAAUUUACUCAACAUCAGAGACUUCAUACUGGUAAAAAACCCUAUGAAUGUAAGCAAUGUGGGAAGGCUUUUAUUUGUGGCUUUCAACUUACUGAACAUCUGCACUUCCAUACUCGUGAGAAACCCUUUGAAUAUAAAGAAUGUGGAAAGACUUUCAGGCAUCAAUCAUCCCCUACCAUACAUCAGAGACUUCAUACUCAUGAGAAAACCUAUGAAUGUAAAGAAUGUGGAAAGGCCUUUAAUUAUGGCUCAGAACUUAUUCUACAUCAGAGAAUUCACACUGGUGAGAAACCUUAUGAAUGUGAGGAAUGUGGGAGGGCAUUUAGGCAGCGAUCACAGCUUACUCAACAUCAGAGACUUCAUACUGGUGAAAAACCCUAUGAAUGUAAGCAAUGUGGGAAGGCUUUUAUUCGUGGCUUUCAACUUACUGAACAUCUGCGACUCCAUACUGGUGAGAAACCCUAUGAAUGUAAAGAAUGUGGAAAGACUUUCAGACAUAGAUCACACCUUACAAUACACCAGAGAAUUCACACUGGUGAGAAACCCUAUGAAUGUAGAGAAUGUGGAAAGGCCUUUAGCUACCACUCAAGCUUCUCUCACCAUCAGAAAAUUCAUUCUGGCACAAAACCUUAUGAAUGUAGUGAAUGUGGGAAGGCCUUUUGUGAUGGUUUACAACUUACUCUACAUCGGAGGAUUCAUACUGGUGAGAAACCCUAUGAGUGUAAGGAAUGUGGGAAGACUUUUAGGCAGUGCUCACACCUCAAAAGACAUCAGAGAAUUCACACUGGUGAGAAACCUUAUGAAUGUAUGAUAUGUGGUAAGGCCUUUAGACUUCAUUCACACCUUAUUCAACAUCAGAGAAUUCAUACUGGUGAGAAACCCUUUGAAUGUAAGGAAUGUGGAAAGACCUUUAGCUAUCAUUCAAGCUUCUCACACCAUCAGAGAAUUCAUUCUGGGAAGAAACCAUAUGAAUGUGGGAAGACCAUUAAUCAUGGCUUACAAUUUAAUGUACAUCAGACACUUCAUACUGUUGAGACUUGAAUAAAUUUUCCUCUCUCCCCAUCCUAGUCUAGCAUCAUGAAAUUAUUUUUGGAGAUACACUUUUUUUUUUCUUUAAGGAAAAUGUUGGUAAAAUACUGGGUUUCAUUAGUAUUAAUUUAGUUUAGUAAUCUUUGAACUCUUUUUUUUCAAGUGGGAAAAUGGAAAAGUUAUUAAAAGGAAAAAAAUUGCUCUGUUAUCAGUGCUAUUUCUGAAUUAUUGUAAUGAUCAGUACUGGAAAUAAAUUUUAUAAAACUAUUUGUUUUCACUGAAACCAGUGAAGUGGGGCAGAAAUAAAAUGAAAACAAUUUCUUCCCCUCCCACAAAUCCCU